Molecule: messenger RNA, 1072 nt
Organism: Camelina sativa (false flax)
Lineage: Eukaryota; Viridiplantae; Streptophyta; Magnoliopsida; Brassicales; Brassicaceae
Source: RefSeq, a predicted model, not a curated record
UUUUUUUUCUCCCCUUUAAACGGCGUCGUCUUCCAAAACCUGAAAACAAUCGCUUCUUUCUUUCUUCUUCCCAAGCGCCGGCCGAUUUCAAUCCAUUUUGCUACGAAACACAGCUUCAAUCUCUUCUUCUUUCUUAUCUUCGAUUUCAAGUUCAUAUGGCUACUGUUUCUUUGUUCUUCAGAUGAGCGAGCCAGGAACCAGAACCAUGUACUACUAGUAAUAGAAUAAAUAGAAAGCCUUGGGAACUUUGUUUUUGCCAUUUUAUCCAAUUCACAUCUUUGUUGGGCUUCUAGAGUUUUUGAACAUCAUGAGUUCAGGUGGAGCAUUUGGAGGUAACAGAGGAUUAAGACCAAUACCACCAGAAAAGGGCAUUUUCCCUUUGGAUCACUUGCACGAAUGUGAUGCUGAGAAGAAAGAGUAUCUUGGUUGUCUUAAGUCUUCAGCUCAUAAAUCUGAACAAUGUAGACAUCUCUCUAAGAAAUAUCUCCAGUGUCGAAUGGCUAAGAACUUGAUGGCAAAACAGGAUAUGGCUGAACUUGGAUUCAGUGGUGUUAAAGAAUUGGAUUCCUCUGAAGAUAAGAAUAAAGAGAGUAUCCAACAUUGAAACUUGUGAUUCAGUGGUGAGCCUCAUUUUGUAGAAUUUUGGAAUUGAACAUUGAGAUAGCAUUCAUUUUAAGAUUUAGGUCCUAAAACCCAACUCACUCUCAAAGUAUAUGCUUCACCGAUAUUGAUACGUACAUCAUAUUGGGUGAAUCAAAGUACUAUACAAAACAUCAAACAGUAGCAAAAGUAUCAGGGAGGAAGGUGGUGGUGUGUGUGAGUCCUCCUUACUUUGAAUGAUGUGCCUUAUUUAUGCUCUUAUUCUUCUGUAGACUUUUUGGGCUUAGAGAAUAUUAAGUUUGUUGACAUUAUAGUCCAUUGUGAUUUCCUCUCAUUUACGGUGAAACUUAGGAAUAAUGUGUAUUUUUUUUUUUUGUUUACACUAUAUAAUUUGUCCUCCUAGACCAGUUUGUUUGUUAGGUAAUUUGUUAUUAAACUCCUUACAAAGAAAUGUCAUCAUACGUUUGGUCGA